Molecule: messenger RNA, 1724 nt
Organism: Caenorhabditis elegans
Lineage: Eukaryota; Metazoa; Nematoda; Chromadorea; Rhabditida; Rhabditidae
Gene: pup-3
Product: PAP-associated domain-containing protein
Exons: 8
Coding region: 131-1579 (482 amino acids)
Source: RefSeq, marked reviewed
GUCCAAUAUUGUCACGUGGCAUCAUAGGUCGUACUUUCUCAACUGAUUAGAAAUACUCAUCAAUGAUAUCAUUAUCAGUUCACUGAAUUGAAAAGUAGCCGCAUCACUUUUUGUUCCAAAAAAAUUCUAAAUGGCUCCAAGAACAUAUGCAUCAGUACUUACCACACCCAGAGGUCCAGCCCCCCUUGCACUAUAUUGUCCUGAAGCUCCAGAAUGCCCAAAACUUGAAGCCAUUUCAAAUUUGAGCUUUCAACAGAUCACGCAGCAGGCUGGAACUUCCAAUGAUCAGGGAUUCGAAUUUGAAAAUACAUACGUUGAGCACAGAAUAAAUCAAGAAAUCGAAUCCUUCGUCGACACACAUCAUCAAGAACCUCUUCGAAAGGCAGCAGCUCAAUUCAGAGCGGUCAUGAAACAAGAAUAUCCAGAUUCGACAUGCUUCAUCACUGGAUCAUAUCCUGCCGGAGUUGACAUCUUCUCCUCUGAUAUUGAUUUUACCGUCAAGGUUCCAACUUUGGAAGGUGCAAAUCCAUUUUUGAAAUUGAUGCAGUUGAGAAAAGAACUCAGCUGUUACUACACAAUCUUCUCGAAGGCUUAUGUGCAAAAAGGAAACAUUCCGGUUCUUCAACUGAUGCAUGCGGAAACAAAAGUAUCAAUUGAUGUUACAAUCGACAAUGAUACCUCAAAACGGAACACUCAGCUUUUGGCAUUUUAUAGUCAAUUAGACACAAGGUUUCCACUAUUGUGCAAAGCGAUGAAAGCAUGGGCGGCAAGUUGUGGAGUCGAAGGAGCCAGCAGAGGACGGCUCAACAGUUUUUCCCUCUGUUUGAUGCUCAUCCAUUAUCUUCAGACGGUUCAAGUUCUUCUAAACAUUCAAGAAAUAUUUCCCGAGUUGAAUGGUGAUAUAGUCGUGGAGGAUGACAACUAUAUGAAAAGAGACUUGAAAAUUGAAAUUCUGGAAAAAGGAGCAUUCGAUUUCAAUCAGAACACAAGCAGUCUAGCUGUGCUUUUCAUUGGAUUCAUGAAGUAUUACUCAGAGUUCAAUUUCAAAUGGAAUUGGAUCUCGAUUAAACAUGGAAACGUGUUGAAAAAGAAAUGGUCAAAGACAAGAGUUCCAAAAAAUGGAAUGCCAAAGGAUUGCCGUUUUAUUGUCGUCGCGGAUCCAUUGUUGGAAAUUCCGAGAAACUGUGCUGGAACCGUCCGUCAGCAGAACUACAUGGAAAGAAUUCAACUCGAGUUUAGAGAGGAGUACGAGCGAAUUCUGAAGAGAAAGACAAUUUUCAAUCUUUACCAAUGCAAUUGGAGUAGAAAAUUGAGAAAAGAGGGAAUGGAACGAGAUCUUCAAAUUAUGAUUCUUCAAGAUGAGCUUCGCAAAUUAAGAAUUGCUAAUUUGCCGACUGAAGAAGAAGUUCCAUGGGGUACAGUCGUUGAUUUCACAAGUCCUCGAACCUUUUCACCUACAAAUCAACACCCAAAGGUCUUCUGGUGUUCAGAACAAACGACUGAAAAUCAAAGAAGAGAUAAUUUAUGGCCUGAGCUACUUCGUACAAAUCCAUAUGCGAUAUUUGAAAAUUUGAUUUGACUUUAUUAAUAAUUGAGUUGUUAUAUAGGGUUUUGCAAGUAGAAAUAGUUAUAAUCAAACAUUUUUAGGUCGGUAAGUGACAAUCGAUCACUUUUAAUUCAACUUGUAGAACUCUAUGUGAAUUUAAUAAAAUAUAUUAAUAAUA